GUAAAAUUUGGGCGAUACACAGAACACCUUCACCCUGUCUCUCACGCCUGGGUCUAGACAGUAGAUGGCGCACCGAAAGAGAGCGAGGAACAAUGGGGCGAGGGCCAAGACGUGGUUCCUUGGGGCUUGUGUCAUGAACGCGGCAGCGCAAGGCGCUUCGGCGUUCGCCUUUUCCUCGUAUUCUGCUUCGUCUUUUUCUCUCCGCGGGCAAGCCGAUCCGGCCUCCAGAGGUACCGUGCUGGCAAAGCAGGCUGUAGCGCCGGCUGGGCGGGCGGAGAACCUGCUGUCGAUGAAAAUAAAAAAGGCGGGGAAGAAGCCCGUUCGGUCAAGACGGAGUGGGCCUCCUGCUAACGUGGAGGGCUACUCCCACGCUGCUUUCGUCAAGAUGAAGAACGAGGUGGCUCUUCAGGUCGCGACGAACAAGAAGGGCAGCCGCCGCACGAGGACGGUCAACUUUAACGGGGGGAUCGACUCUUGCCCUUGUCUCGUGCUUAACGCCGACUACCAGCCCCUGUCCUACCUCCCCCUCAGUUUGUGGGGAUGGCAGGAUGUGAUCAAGGCAGUGUUCAGCGAGAAGGUUGUCGUGUUGGCCACCUACGGUGACCGUUCCGUUCGGUCCCCCAGCGUGGUGGUACAGCUCCCGAGCGUUAUUGCUCUCAAGGAAUUUGUGAAUAAUCAUAGGACCCACCCACCCUUUACGCGGCGUAACCUGUUCCUGCGCGACUCGCACCAGUGCCAGUACUGCCAAAAGUAUUUUGCCCCGCACAACCUGAGCUUCGAUCACGUCGUGCCCAAGAAACUUGGCGGCAAGGGCACCUGGGACAACGUCGUCACCGCGUGCGGGAGAUGCAACAACCGCAAGAGCGACUGCCACCCGCGAGACCUCAAGUCCAUAGGGAUGAGCCUCGCCAAGUACCCGGUCACGCCCACGUUCAGCCAGCUGCAGGCUAAGGCUAGAAGGUACCCGCCCCUCGAAAUUCACGAAACUUGGGGAGACUACCUUUACUUCGAGAGCGAGAUCCUCGAGGAGGAGGACGGGGGUGACGUGGACGAGACCCCAUAG
Messenger RNA from Ectocarpus siliculosus, 1063 nucleotides. Lineage: Eukaryota; Phaeophyceae; Ectocarpales; Ectocarpaceae. The record is from the annotation of a GenBank genome assembly.